Molecule: messenger RNA, 429 nt
Organism: Aspergillus alliaceus
Lineage: Eukaryota; Fungi; Ascomycota; Eurotiomycetes; Eurotiales; Aspergillaceae
Product: sorting nexin-3
Exons: 3
Coding region: 1-429 (142 amino acids)
Biological process (GO): late endosome to Golgi transport; endocytic recycling
Cellular component (GO): early endosome membrane; retromer complex
Molecular function (GO): phosphatidylinositol-3-phosphate binding
Source: RefSeq, a predicted model, not a curated record
AUGCAAGCCGUCCCAGAGUCGCGACAGCAGACCUUCGAUGAAAUAUACGGUCCACCGGAGAACUUCCUCGAAAUCGAGGUCCGAAACCCCCAAACGCAUGGCACAUCCCGGAACAUGUACACCUCGUACGAGAUCGUCUGCCGCACCAAUAUCCCCGCCUUCAAACUGAAGCACUCCGUCGUGCGCCGCCGCUACUCCGACUUCGAAUACUUUCGCGAUAUCCUCGAGCGUGAGAGUACGCGGGUCACUAUUCCGCCUCUGCCCGGGAAGGUGUUUACGAAUCGGUUCAGUGACGACGUCAUCGAGCAUCGCAGGGAAGGGUUGCAGCGGUUUUUGCAGAUUGUUGCCGGGCACCCGCUCCUGCAGACGGGGAGUAAGGUAUUGGCGAGCUUUAUACAGGAUCCGAACUGGGACCGGAAUGCUUGGUAA